GGCAAGUGGGCUGACUCCCAGGGACGCGUCGCUGGUGGCGCCGUGCUUGGGUUACCCGAGCUGACGUGGCUUCGAUUGAGGGGGGGGCGUCCGGAGUUGUCCAGGACGGCCGCCUGCAGUAUUGCUGACCUUGUGAAAUGAGUUGCAAAGUGCUGCCUCCUGUCUUCUGGAAGUGAUAGAAACUUGAGAUGUUGAGCUGAUUAUCGGGAUUAGCAAAUAAUGUUUUGCAUGAAUUAACAGGAGAUUACACUGGACUUUGAUGGCGUCCUCAGAAGCUGAAUUACCCCAGGAAACUGCCAUGGAAUCGAAUAAUAGCACGCACGAGGAUGAUGCUCUGCACCGCCUGGCUGAGGCAGAGAAGUUGGUGGUGGAGCUGAGAGAUAUUAUUAGUCAGAAGGAUGUUCAGCUCCAGCAGAAGGAUGAAGCUCUGCAGGAAGAAAAAAAAGCUGCUGAAAAAAAAGUUAAAAAUAUAAAACUGCAUGCAAAGGCCAAGAUCCUAUGCUUGAACAAACAGCUGGAACAGAUGAAGACACAAGGAGGGGCUGCUGUGCCUCCAGAAGCCCAGGCAAAGGAGCUCUCCAAGGUAGGAGGCCAGGCUGCAAACAUGGCGCCUCCGGAACCCCAGUAGGGAGAGCCUAUCUGUGCUGAGCACAGCCAGCCAUGGUGGGAAGA
Mus pahari (shrew mouse) is the source of this 672-nucleotide messenger RNA. Its product is annotated as golgin subfamily B member 1-like. Lineage: Eukaryota; Metazoa; Chordata; Mammalia; Rodentia; Muridae. Gene Ontology annotation, cellular component: membrane; Golgi apparatus; cis-Golgi network. The transcript has 5 exons. The record is from RefSeq and is a predicted model, not a curated record. The coding region runs from base 260 to 628 and encodes 122 amino acids.